AUGAAGACAGUGAUGAGUGUGACGACAAGAGCACCGGAACCGCAUUCCGCUAAAGAUAAGGACACUUUUGCCUACAAGACAGUCGCCCACAGACUGCCCGUCAUAUUAACCAAAGCCAUUGACACGACAUGUCGUCGCCUCAAGAGUUUGGUCGAGUCGGGGGUCGUGUCGAGUGACCACCGAUUAGACGCCGAACAGGAGAUGAAGGACUCGAUCGGACGGAUGGCUAAACUCCGCAACGAAUUGCAAACCGAUAAGCCGUUCGUGGAGUUGGUGUCCACCGCACCGGACGUCCACAUAUGGAACCGAUGUCUUAGUGAUCAUAUGAGUGAGUUUCGGUGCGAACCCAAAUGGUUCACCACUUCAUGGCUGUACGCCGAGUGUUAUCUCUAUCGACGAGUGCGGGAAGCGUUUCAAUUAACACAAUAUGUCAACACAUUUGAUCCGUUCAGCGAAUCCAAAGAGGAAGCGCUUAAGUCGUCCAUCCAUGCCAUCGAAGUGUUGACAGAGUUUAUGAGGACAUCGUUUGCGACCAAAGACACGGACAUUGAGACAGAGUUCACGCGUUUCAUAGAGUUGUCUCUUUGGGGCAACAAAUGUGAUCUCUCGCUGUCCGCCGGCUCUCAGACCAAUCAGUUCGCGAAUCCCACGCAAGACUUGAUCCAAAUGAGAGACUUUAUUAUUGAUAAUCACACGAAACAGUUGUGGCAUUUUGUGGACACUUAUCGCUCGUCCAGCGAUGGUCUGCAACUGAGUCUAGUGUUAGACAACUCGGGCUUUGAGUUGUUCACUGAUUUAUGUCUCAUUGAGUUCUUGGAAACGAGUGGUAUAUUGAAUGACAAAAGUGUUGUCAAGUUUUACGUCAAAUCCAUGCCUUGGUUUGUGUCGGACGUCAUGACUAAAGACUUUCAUUGGUUUUUGAGGUAUUUGUGCGACGAUUCAAACACUCACUCAUCGGCUGUCAAAGAGUUGGCCCACAAAUGGACUCAUAAUCUAAAGACCGGAAAAUGGCUUAUCAUUGACGACCACUUCUGGACUCUUCCUCACGAUUUCAGUCAAAUGAAGACAAUAUCUCCGCAGUUGUAUCACAGCUUAAGUGAAUCCAAUCUUAUUGUCUUUAAGGGAGACUUGAAUUACCGGAAACUGACCGCUGAUCUCAAGUGGGAUCUGUCGGUGCCUUUCGACACCUCAUUGCGUGGUUUCCUUCCGACCACUCUUUGCUCUCUGCGGACAAUCAAAGCCGAUGUUGUGGUCGGCAUUCAAGACAAACAAAUGCUGCAAAAGAUUCACACGUUUGCAGACAACUGGAGAGAAACCGGUGAUUACGCUGUCAUACAAUUGGCUAUAAAACAGUGA
This is a messenger RNA of Oppiella nova, 1356 nucleotides long. The record is from the annotation of a GenBank genome assembly. Lineage: Eukaryota; Metazoa; Arthropoda; Arachnida; Sarcoptiformes; Oppiidae.